AUGACCGUGACCUCGGUUGCUCUUGGGGCCGCGGGCACCUACCGCACCAGCUCUGAGCGCGCACUGCCAGAGGCUGAGUCAUCGCUGCGGCGCUGCCGGGAGAGCAGGCGGGCAGGUAGGGAGGGUGCGAAGAAUCAGGAGCCACGCGACCCAUCCCGGCCACCAGGGACAGGGCUGAGUCCCAGCGCACAGUCCUCUCCCGGAGAGGGCUGGGAAAGGGCGUGGGUGCGGCCCAGGACCGCGAUCAGGAGAAGCGGCGGGCCCCAGAACGCGCGGAUUCGGCCGCGCUUACAGCAGCGUUUUGAAGAGCUGCACGUGGGAUGGAAUCAUAAACUUCUGAGUAACGCGAGGCGGCAUCCACGUCAGGCAUCGCAGACUGGCAGCCCAUGGGCAGAUCUGGCCUGCACCUGA
Rangifer tarandus platyrhynchus (Svalbard reindeer) is the source of this 411-nucleotide messenger RNA. The record is from the annotation of a GenBank genome assembly. Lineage: Eukaryota; Metazoa; Chordata; Mammalia; Artiodactyla; Cervidae.